AGAGAAAAGCAAAGCAAAAGGAGUGGCUUAUUUGCAUUCAUCGAAGCUUUGAAAACCCCGCCUUCUUCUUCCUCCUCCUCAUCUCCAUAUCUCAACUUGCAUCGUCUUUCGUAUUUUUCACUUUAUUCAGUGGUGGGUGCACCCACUAAUCCACCAUAAAACCCAUCCAUCUUCGCAGCUAAAAUCACUGUAGAAAGAGGCAGAAAUGGCGAGCAGCAGCAUCUCCCUGGAAGAUGUACCUUCGUUGGACAUGAUGAGUGAACUCCUUCGCCGACUCAAGUGCUCAUCCAAGUCCGAUAAGCGCCUCAUCCUCAUUGGUCCACCUGGAUCUGGAAAAGGUACCCAAUCCCCCAUCAUCAAGGAUGAAUACUGCCUAUGCCACUUGGCAACAGGUGAUAUGUUGAGAGCAGCUGUUGCAGCUAAAACCCCACUCGGGAUUAAAGCCAAGGAAACCAUGGAGAAGGGAGAACUUGUUUCUGAUGACUUGGUGGUUGGGAUCAUUGAUGAAGCAAUGAAGAAACCAUCCUGCCAAAAAGGAUUCAUUCUUGAUGGGUUUCCUAGGACAGUUGCUCAAGCUGAAAAGCUUGAUGAAAUGCUUCAAAAGCAAGGAAGCAAGAUUGAUAAAGUGCUUGAUUUUGCAAUUGAUGACUCCAUCUUGGAGGAGAGAAUCACUGGGCGUUGGAUCCAUGCUUCAAGUGGUAGGACAUACCACACAAAGUUUGCACCUCCCAAGACUCCUGGUGUUGAUGAUGUUACAGGGGAGCCUUUAAUGCAAAGAAAGGAUGAUACUGCACAAGUUCUGAAAUCGAGGCUGGAGGCUUUUCACAGACAAACAGAGCCUGUUAUAGAGUAUUACAACAAGAAGGGUGUGGUUGCAAAGCUUCCUGCAGAGAAGCCCCCGAAGGAGGUGACUGUUGAGGUUCAGAAGGUUUUGUCGUCUUAAUGGAUUAAGAUGCCUGCUUUUUUU
Messenger RNA from Lactuca virosa, 967 nucleotides. The record is from the annotation of a GenBank genome assembly. Lineage: Eukaryota; Viridiplantae; Streptophyta; Magnoliopsida; Asterales; Asteraceae.